This is a messenger RNA of Saccostrea cuccullata (small rock oyster), 2140 nucleotides long. Its product is annotated as E3 ubiquitin-protein ligase Midline-1-like. Bases 111 to 1796 code for a protein of 561 amino acids. Gene Ontology annotation, biological process: proteasome-mediated ubiquitin-dependent protein catabolic process; protein polyubiquitination. The transcript has 2 exons. NCBI's taxonomy places the organism in Eukaryota, Metazoa, Mollusca, Bivalvia, Ostreida, Ostreidae. Gene Ontology annotation, molecular function: ubiquitin protein ligase activity; zinc ion binding; protein binding. The record is from RefSeq and is a predicted model, not a curated record.
AAAAAAUUAAGACUUAAUGAAAGAGACAAAGUCUGUUUCUGGAUUUUUAUAUUUGCAGAGAUAGAGAGAAGAAUAAGACUAUAGUUUCAUUUUCAAGAUUCAAGGCAAUCAUGGACCCCCACAAAAGUGCCCAGGAUGUGAGCAGAUGUGACCUUUGUAAGAAAGCAAUAGCUCAGAUGUACUGUGAUUUCUGUCAUGUCAACCUCUGUAAACCCUGUAUAGGAGAACACAUUGCUGAUGACUAUAGCAAACACCAAAUUGUCCCAUUCGUUCAAAGAAAAUCCACCUUAAUUUAUCCUACGUGUGCAACACAUCCAACCAAAACCUGUGAAUUACAAUGCAAAGAAUGUGACAUCCCUAUUUGUGCUACAUGCUCACUAUCUGAAAAUCAUAAGAAACAUCAAUUAUCAACCCUAUUUGAAGUUUACGAGUCAAAGAGACAAAGGAUUGAAAAAGACUUAGAGGAUAUAGAAAGCAUAAUUUCCCCAACAUAUGAAGAAAUUGCCACUGGUACAGAAAUCCAGAUAGAAAACUUAGAGAGAGAAUACGAGAAACUUACAACAGAAGUGAAAACCCAUGGAAAAGAAUGGCACAAAGAAAUUGACAACAUUGUCAACAAACUAACAACAGAAAUAAAAGAGAUGAAAAUCAAACACCAGAACAUUCUGAAGAAACAUCUGGAUGAAAUCAAACAGACACAGUUAGUUAUUGAAGAAACACGGCUUAGUCUAAAAAAAGUGGAAGAAUCAAAUGAAAUAUCUUUGACUAUAGAGUAUAGCUCUAAAACCAAAGAAUUCAGAAAACUCCCUCCAAAAGUUCAGGUAUCAAUGCCAACAUUUAUCCCAAAGAUAAUAGAUACCGAACAGCUUUAUAUGUUUUUGGGAUUUUUGACACCAUUUUCCACCAAAACAGAUAAAAAUGGCUACAUAAUGAAAAAAACAAAUACACAAACUAAAAAAUUUCUGAAAGAACCAGAACUUAUCAUCACUAUAGAUACUGGUUUUGAAGAACUCUGCAGUGUUGCCUGUCUCAGUGAAGAAGAAAUCUGGAUACGUGCACGUAGCAUCAGUGAUAUAAAAUGCUUCAAUAUUCAAAGCUCACUUACCAAGACAAUCAAAACAAAAUCAGAUGAAUAUCCAAAUGAUAUAGCAGUGACGAGUGAUGGGGAUCUAGUUUACUGUAACUGGAAGACGAGGACCAUUUAUAAAGUGAAGAAGGGACAGACAGAGGGGGUGAUCAGACUACAGGGAUGGAUACCUAGUAAACUCUGUGUCACCUCCUCUGGUGAUCUCCUGGUUACCAUGUACAGUGGUGGUCAUCCAUUAAUUUCUAUGUUCAGUAAAACACAGUCCAGAGUUGUCCGUUACUCAGGCUCCACAGAGAAACAAACAAUCCAGUUUGAUGAGGAGGGUAAACCUCUGUAUUCAGGAAAUGACUACAUUAAGUAUAUCAGUGAGAAUAGAAACCUGGAUAUCUGUGUGGCUGACUAUGAAGCUGGUGUUGUAGUUGUGGUCAAUCAGGCUGGAAAACUCCGAUUUAGAUACACUGGUCGUCCUUCUACUAGAAAGAACAAACCAUUUAUACCCUGUGGUAUCUCAACAGACAGCCAGAGUCAGAUCCUGACAGCAGACUGUGAUAACCACUGUAUCCACAUCCUAGAUCAGGAUGGACAGUUCCUCCGUUAUAUAUAUAACUGUGAUCUAAGGGAUCCAUACGGAUUAUGUGUAGACAAAAGUGACAAUCUGUUUGUUGCUGAGUACAACGGAAAAGUUAAAAAGAUUAAAUAUUUUCUGUAAUGUGACAUCCCAUGAAAUUAAUGAUAGCCAAUAGAGUCGGGUAUUGUGAGUGAAAACCAUAUUGCAAUUAUCUUACUUUGAAUAUUGCAAUAUAUUGUGAUAUAUUGUAGAUUACUUAUCAUUAUUACUUAUCAUUAAUUAAUGUAAGCAGAAAGGUUGAAAUGCUGUCAAGUUCAAAGACUAUCUGAAUCACUGUAUCUUUAAGUUUUAAAAGUUUUAAUGGGGGAAUUAGACAUAUAUUAAUUGCGCACUUUAUAACACUUAACAUUUAAUCAAAUACCAUGUAAAAAAAUAAAACAAAAUGAACCCUCUUAGAGUAUUUUUUAAUUGAAAAAAAAGUUUAU